GAGCUUCACUUGAUCCCCAUGUUCUUUCCGACGUGCGUGCUUCUGGCACGUUUGUUUUACGCGGUGCCUGCUCGUCGAUCUUGUUUGGCUGAGGUUGGUCGAGUAGAAGCGAUGCCUGCUCAGAUGCAAAUGCUCUUUACCCAGCACGCUAGCACCCAUCCCCCGCUGCAAGCCAUUGCGCAGUCCGACACAAUUCGGCACGUCAUGUUGUUGCGACCCUUCUGCUUCUCCAACCAAAGCCACCGCAAUUUCAUGCCCAAUCCCAAUCCCACCAGACGCGCAUUGCAAUCAUAA
Molecule: messenger RNA, 294 nt
Organism: Bipolaris victoriae FI3
Lineage: Eukaryota; Fungi; Ascomycota; Dothideomycetes; Pleosporales; Pleosporaceae
Exons: 1
Source: RefSeq, a predicted model, not a curated record